ACCAAAGGUUCGGAAAUUUGCGAAACAGAGGCGACAGAGGCGUGCCGGCGUGCAGCGGUGCAGCAUCGCGUCAGUCACGUGCUGUGCUGCCGGCAGCAACAGGCGGCUGGCCGCCGACGAAGGGGGACGGCGUCGCGUCAGCUUACAUCAGCUGGCUCUCGGUCAUUCGCAGUGUGCAGGGCCAGGAGGUAGUGAUGGCAGCUGAUGUGGCCCCCGUGGCCAUCGUGAGCGUCUUCUGGGUCAUCGUGGGCGCCAUCGUGCCUUGGUUCAUUCCGAAAGGCUCGCAGCGCGGGAUCAUCCAGGCCAUGCUGGUCAUCACGUCGAUCUCCUGCUACAUGUUCUGGCUGUGCACCUACAUGUCUCAGAUGUACCCGUUGGUGGGGCCCAGCCUGAACAAUCACACAGUGGUGGCCAUCGAAGCUUACUGGAAGUAAACCGCCAGAUAGUUCACAUCUUUACCAAGUAACCAAGUGCCUUCCAGUACAAGUCAUGGAUUCAACACAUUAAUAACCAAGAAUGUAUGCAUUUUAAACUGAAACUGAAGUAUCUGCAAAUAAAAGCAGUGUUUUGCAUUUUUCCAA
Ixodes scapularis (black-legged tick) is the source of this 581-nucleotide messenger RNA. Its product is annotated as V-type proton ATPase subunit e 1. The transcript has 4 exons. The record is from RefSeq and is a predicted model, not a curated record. Bases 195 to 434 code for a protein of 79 amino acids. Gene Ontology annotation, biological process: proton transmembrane transport. Gene Ontology annotation, molecular function: proton-transporting ATPase activity, rotational mechanism. Gene Ontology annotation, cellular component: proton-transporting V-type ATPase, V0 domain; plasma membrane proton-transporting V-type ATPase complex. NCBI's taxonomy places the organism in Eukaryota, Metazoa, Arthropoda, Arachnida, Ixodida, Ixodidae.